Messenger RNA from Clupea harengus (Atlantic herring), 2553 nucleotides. RefSeq names its product protein phosphatase 1 regulatory subunit 36 (gene ppp1r36). The record is from RefSeq and is a predicted model, not a curated record. Gene Ontology annotation, biological process: negative regulation of phosphatase activity. Lineage: Eukaryota; Metazoa; Chordata; Actinopteri; Clupeiformes; Clupeidae. Gene Ontology annotation, molecular function: phosphatase binding.
AGGUGACGAACGGCACGUACAAGAAACCAUGCAGUACAGUCACCUGAAACAUGUAGCUACAUGGAAUAUUCAAUAUGCCUAUUUCUUGUUUGUGCUGUGGAAAUACCCUUCACAAUGAAUGUGCCAUGAUAUGGCUUGAUUUACUGCAUCAGUUUUUACUAGUUUUGAUUGUGGGGGUGAACACAUUGGCAAUACAUACAGCAAUGCAGCCUGUCAUUUUCAACUCAAAGUUGGUUUACUCACCUGCUUUGUAUAUAAUUCAUUUCCCAGGAGUUGAUUAUUCUCAAUCAUCUCUUCCCCGAAGUUCAUGUAGUAUUCCCUCUUGGCUAGCGGGCAAUGCCAUACUUUGAGGAGACUGUGGUUGAAACUGCCCGGUUAAACUCAAAUUUGGCACCCUCAAAACAUAACUCAGAAACAGAUGUGUUACCAGGUUAAAUAAAAAAUAAAAAAACUGCAAUUGAGUAAUCAAAUAAAUCACAUUUUACAUUACUCUUUCCUUAUCUUCCUCUAUCAUCAACACUUCAAUAUUGAAUUGUUUUACAUCAUGCAUCACACCUGGGUAUAUUUCUGCUCUGUGAAAUUACAACAUUGGGCUUCCAGUUCAUGUCACCAUGCCAAUUGUUAUGCCUUAAUUGUAUUUCCAUAUUAACAUUUCAGGAUUACAUUUUUACUGUCAAAGGAAUCAGCCCUUUUUUAAAUCAGUUUUUGAUCAUUUUAAAUACUUUUCUUGAAAGAAAAGACUACAAUUUAAUAGCCUCCAGCCUAUCUGACAGGAAAGCAUUUUAUGAUGCAGGUAGGCCUACUUCUUACCCACUGUUUUUCAUUUAGAAAUAUUCAAAUUAGUGUGUAGGGUAUAAUGAGAUCACAGACAUAGGCCUGCACACCCAACCAACAACACACUUUAGCCUACACCUAAAUGCACAGACUAACUUUUCAGUAAUUUAUUUUAGUGUCAUUUAAAUUAAUCAUUUAAUUUCUUUCGAUAAUCGACACAACCUCACAAAAUAACAAAUUGACAGCCUUACGUGGCUGACUGCGUGCCCCUGUGAAAAGACCAUUCUUGUUGCCUAGACACUUGUAAACAAAUGUAACUUAAUGGCGAGGUUUUCACCAAGGAUUCUUCGCGGUGUUCUAGGUGAUUUUUCGUUUUCAACUUCAGUUUUGAGAUGCCUAAACCAACGACUGAAACGAUAAACGUUGCUUCCCCAGGGCGAUGGACAUGGAACGAUGAGAUUCAGGGCCUUGAAUUCAACUGCGUCAACUCCACUGAUGAUGUCAAAGAAAAAAGGAAGAAGAGACCUCAAAUAGAACAAGUCACUAAGCACCAGGAGAGGUUCGCGGAGUCCAGUAGAGGGCGUCGGAAGACUUUAAUGCCAGCUCAGAUGGGCUUAAUGCUUAUUUCGUCUCUCAGACAGGCUGUGAAGGAGCUGGUCACCAUAGAGCAUGUUAAGCAGGUGGCCCUGAGCUUAGUGCAGGAGAACGAGGCCAUUCCCAUACCACUUUGCUUUCUUUCUUUGAUGAAGUGUAAGGAGCUUGAUGAAUUUUUGGCUACUUUGCUGCUUUACCUGUCCUGCUACUUUGAGAAGAAGUCUCUGGAGAUGAAGCCCAAGCCGUUAAUGGCUGAACCCAGUGUGACAGAGAAACAGGUGAUGGCAGAGACUUGUGCGAAGGUUGACUUGGCUCGAAAACAGCUGGCCCUUCGCUACUCCACACUCAUCUUAGGACUGGGGCUGUCCCAGCAGCACCAUAUGGCAUGUGGAAAGAGCAAACAGUCGUGGACGCACAGAGACAGGCAUCUGUAUGAGUGUCUAUACAGCUUUUUGUGCUACGUGGCAUGGGUGACCUUCAACAGGAAGGACCUGAGAGGGAUUCAGGAGGAGGUGGGCCGACUCCUGCGCUCCGACACGUUCAACCCCACGCUGAAUGCCAGGGAGCCAGAGGGGAGCGAAGGACAGGAGGAGGACAAGGCCGACCCUAAAGAGCCUGGCCUGCUGACGACUGGGAAGAAGAAGUCAGAGCGACGCCCAGCUCUGAGUAAGAUCAUGACCCAGCGCUCUCCGGUCAUGGUGUCCCUGCUGCCCUCUCCUCGGGAGAAGGCCCCUCACCUGUUCCAGAGGGCCCUCCCUCGCAGCAAGCCCGCGACUAAGCACUGCGACACCGAGGAGCUGGUGGAGCAGCUCAAGAGACAGCUGGCCUCUUUCAGCUUCGGCAUUCUGGGAAAGCCCCAUAACCAGUACAGCCGCAGCACACUCAUGCCCCGGUGGCCAGGGCACGAUGAUGAUGAUGAUGGUGAGGAUGAUGACGACGAUGAUGAUGACGACAGCUCAGAGGCCCACAUGCGGGCAAAGACCACCUCCUUCGCGGCUCACCGCUUGUCCAUAGCCGGGGAGAAGUCUGGGAGCCGGAGCCGAGCCAACACUGUCACCUCACAUGCCACCACCGAGGAACCGUCCUCAGACACUGAGUAAUAUAUAUCUGUAUGUGUGUGUUUGUGGUUAUAUAUUGUUUGUGCUAAUCCAGAAAUAAAACAUAUGCAGCUCAGCUGCGACUAAA